Molecule: messenger RNA, 1732 nt
Organism: Asparagus officinalis (garden asparagus)
Lineage: Eukaryota; Viridiplantae; Streptophyta; Magnoliopsida; Asparagales; Asparagaceae
Product: putative magnesium transporter MRS2-G
Exons: 4
Coding region: 330-1403 (357 amino acids)
Biological process (GO): transmembrane transport; magnesium ion transport
Cellular component (GO): membrane
Molecular function (GO): magnesium ion transmembrane transporter activity
Source: RefSeq, a predicted model, not a curated record
AGCGGUCGAGCAAACGGGAGAAGGGAAGAAAGAGGGAAUAAGAAAAAGGAGGAGGAAAAGCCAACUCCUUUAAUACUCUCCCUUUAUCUCUGCCCCCAUCGAUCGAUGGUGGAGACUGAGGUUAACAAUGGCGAAGCGAAACGUGAAGAAGACGCUCUCCUUCUUCUCGAAGAAGUCUCGAUCCACCAAGCGCAUCCUUACUCUCAUGAUGUCCCAAUCCCUUAUAAUCCCGCCGCCGCGCCGCCGGCAACGGAGUCAUCCCGGUCCCUGAAUCAACCGCGGCCGCUCCGAUCAAAGGAUCAAAGAAGAAGUCUGGAUCUCGACUCUGGAUGCGCUUCGAUCGCAACGGCCAAUCAGAGAUCCUGGAGUGCGACAAGAGCGCCAUCAUCCGCCUCGCCUCGAUCCCCGCCAGAGAUCUCAGAAUCCUUGGCCCCAUCUUUUCCCACUCCUCCAACAUCCUCGCGAGAGAGAAGGCUAUGGUCGUCAAUCUUGAGUUUAUAAAGGCGAUAGUCACUGCCGAAGAAGUUCUGCUUCUCGAUCCUUUGUCUCGCGAGGUUUUGCCCUUUGUGGAUCAACUCAGGCAGCAGAUACCGCUUAAGAGCCCGUUUAGGGUUAACGAGGGAGGAGGUGAGGAUGAGACUGAGCUUUCUUUUGAGUUUCAGGUGCUGGAGCUUGCUUUAGAAGUUGUGUGUAGUUAUUUGGAUUCGAGCGUCUCCGACCUGGAGAAGGAUGCAUAUCCUGUAUUGGAUGAGUUGGCUAUGAAUGUAAGCACGAAGAAUCUUGAGAGAGUGAGGAGUUUGAAGAGCAAUCUCACUCGAUUGCUUGCCCGUGUUCAGAAGGUUAGGGAUGAGAUUGAACAUUUAUUAGAUGACAAUGAAGAUAUGGCCCAUUUAUAUCUAUCAAGAAGACAGAUCCAGAAUCAGCAGGUGGAAGCUUUAAUGGCUUCUGCAGCUUCAAAUGCCAUAGUACCUGCUCCUAACUUGGCAAGAAUUAGCUCUAAUGUCCACGGGAGCGCAAGUAUUGUUACUAGUAUCUAUUCUGAUGAUAAUGAUGUGGAGGAUUUGGAGAUGCUUCUUGAGGCUUAUUUCAUGCAAUUGGAUGGGACCCGGAACAAGAUAUUGUCGGUGCGUGAAUAUAUCGAUGACACAGAAGAUUAUGUCAACAUUCAGCUUGACAACCAGCGAAACGAGCUCAUUCAGCUGCAGCUUAUUUUGACUAUUGCAUCCUUUGCAAUAGCUAUAAACACGUUGAUAGUAGGGGCAUUUGCCAUGAACAUCCCGUGCGAGUUAUAUAACAAGGAGAACCUAUUUUGGUCCUUUGUUGCAGGCACUUCCAUAGGCUGUUUCUUUAUCUUCCUGCUUGUCCUAGGCUAUGCUCGAUGGAAAAAACUGCUCGGUCCAUAGUUAUAGCAAAUUUUGAGAUGUGUCAUUUUCACCAUGCAAGUCAGUAUGCUUUAUAUACUACGUUGUAUAGUAUUAGAUUUUGUUUCAUUUGGGGGAAGAAAAAGAUGAGACUGUUUCGGUCGGUCGGGGAUAGCCAUCUCAUUGUGGGUCGGGGAUAGCCAUCUCAUUGUGGAUACGGACACAUCAUCCUCUUUUUUACUGCUUAUUAUGUUUUUUUCUUCACAUCUUGUACAUAAUUUUAUAGUUCAGUCCAAGUUGUAAAUGAUUACAUUGGAUUUGGGUUUAUUAUGUGACAUGCAUCAUAUAAGAGUUUUAUUAUUACUUAGAAA